UUAUCAAACAAUCAUCUGUACUAAUGGCGAUUAGAGAAUUGUUGGCAAGCCUGGUAGCUGCAUGCAGCCUCGUGGCUUCAGGUAUGAGUCUGGGUUUCCCUGCCAUUUCAUUGGAUCAGCUUCGAGUUGAAGGCCUUUCUGAAGACGAGGCUUCAUGGUUCGCGAGCGUCCUGUCUGUGGCCCAGAUAUUUGGGUGUCUUCUUUGCGGUCCGCUACUUGAUGCUUAUGGUCGCAAGAUGGCGCUGAUAGUGACAUCCAUCCCGUUUAUUGUUGGCUGGGUUAUCCUUUGCGCAAUGCCCCAACCUCUGCAGCUAGGACUUCUCUUCUUCGGACGAGUCAUGACGGGCGUAGCCUCCGGCAUGGCCAGCAUUCCUGCAGCUAUUUACAUCGGCGAAAUUGCUACCAACAGAUAUAGAGGCAUGCUCGUUACGUGGCCUUCUUUAGGAAUGUGCGUAGGAAUUCUGCUAGUUUAUUUACUUGGCUGGGCAAUCCAAGAUGAUUGGCGUCUCGUGUCUGGGAUCACAAUCGCUCCACCGGUUCUUGCGUCUGUCUUGGCCCUUCUCUGUUUAAAGGAGACUCCUUUCUGGUUACUGACUAAGGGACGGGAGAAGGACGCUAACGAAUCCUUCAGAUGGAUACGUGGAGUCAGUGAGGACCAACUAAUGGCUACUGAGUUGCGAGAAGAAUUUGAAGAAAUGGUUCAAAACGCAAAAAGAAGGGCAGAGAAACAAGACGAUAACUUGCAGAUAUCAACAAUAACAAAUAUUAUGAAGGGUAACCCGACAUCAUCCAGCGGAAAUCGCCACUCACGAUUUCAGAAGGCAUGGAGACACGUGUGUUCUCUGGGAAGCCCGGACGCUUGGAAGCCUCUGGUUAUUCACAAUUUAUAUUUCUUCAUCAUGCAGUUUGGAGGGAUCCAGGUUGUGGCUGCGUACGCGGUGGACAUAAUGAAGUCGGCAGGUGUGACUAUGGACUCUUAUGGGGCCACGGUCCUCCUGGGCGGCGUCCAGACGCUAGGGGCAAUAGGCGCGACUUUUGCCUUCACCAGGUACGGCCGACGCGUUGUUUCUCUGGUCUCAGGGUCAGGGAUGGCCAUCACGAUGAUUGGACUGGGAAUUUAUCUCGAAGUGGCUGACGGGAGUUCCGAUCUGUCAUGGCUGCCUCUUCUGUUAAUUCUGGGAUACAUUGCGUUCGCUAACUUUGGGUUCAACUUGAUUGCGUGGGGGCUGCUGGGGGAGCUGUACCCGACUGCAGUGGCGGGUCUGGCCGGGGGUAUCACUACUUGCUUGGCCAACCUGUUUGGGUUCGCCGCCAUAAAGCUGUACCCUGGAUUCCAGGACGCCCUGAGAGGUGACAGUGCAACAACAGGAGGAGGGUUCUUCUUCUUCGGUGCUGUGGCUUUAGUUGGAACUGUGUUCGUUUUCCUCUUCCUGCCCGAGACGUUCAAGAAAUCCCUGGAACAGAUUGGAGAGGAAUUCCGGCAGCCAUGCCGCAAAAGUGUUUUGUGUUGGUUAAAACAGGACAGGAGCUCCCCCUGCUACAUCCCUUUCCUGCUUGUCAGUCACUGCCCUUCCGUCAUCUCACGUAGUUGUAUUCUGCUGAGCUCUGUCUCCUCAGCAACUCUUCUGUCCUCCGGGAUUAACUUUGGGUUCUCGGCCGUGUCUCUACCUCACCUGCAGGAUCCUGACGGAGCCGACAGGCUGACGGUCGAGGAGGGCUCCUGGUUCGCAAGUAUGGGCUUUGUCUCGAUCCUGGCUGGCUGCCUGACCACCGGGCCCCUGAUGGACUCACUUGGGCGCAAGAGGACCCUUCUCGUGUCUAACACGCCCUUCAUCGUGGGCUGGCUGCUGCUGUGGACGGCUCCGAAACCGGCCCCUGUGGCUCUGCUUUACUUCGCUCGUCUCCUCAACGGGUUUGGCGCAGGAAUGGCGAGUAGUCCAUCUAACAUCUACAUUGCUGAGAUGGUGACCAGUUCCACGCGGUGCAUGCUGGUCACAUGGCCGUCUCUGGCUGUCUCCGUCGGUAUCCUGUUAGUGUACGCUAUGGGAUUCAUUAUCCAAGAAUGGCGAACCGUUGCAGCUGUCGCCGCGUUCGUUCCAGUCAUAACGGCCAUCUUGAUUUUCCUGUGCCUCAGCGAAUCGCCGAUUUGGCUCUUAGCAAGAGGACGUGAAGACGAAGCGAGGAAAUCUUUCGAAUGGAUCCGUAACGUUGACAGCAACGGAAUAACAUCAAUAGACGUUCAGAGAGAGUUCCAGAUAAUAAUGGAAAACAGUAGGAUGUUGAGAGAGAGCGUUAAGAAGGCGUCUCAAGGGCACGCCGAUGACGAACCGUUGUUCAGGAAUGUCGCGAAGACAUACGGGACGGGCGAAGCUGUGAUUCUGCAGGCGAAACGCAAGGAUCUCUGUAACGCAGUGUUGUCGACUCUAAGGCGCUCCGAUGUGUGGAAACCACUCGUGAUUCUGAACUGUUACUUCUUUUUCAUGCAGUUCUCUGGUGUUCCUGUCCUCAUAGCCUACUCUGUGAACAUCAUGAUGAGUGAAGGUGUGUCAUUGGAGCCUUAUCUGGCAACGGUACUUCUUGGAAUCGUCAAACUUUUCUUCGAAAUUGUUGCUGGAUUUGUUCAAAAUAGAUGUGGCAGACGUCCCCUGUCGAUAGGGUCAGGACUAGGAAUGGCUAUAUGCAUGGUGGGCCUAGGACUAUACCAUGAGCUGACUGUGGAGUCCGAUAUGAGGCAGAGGCUGGCCUGGAUACCGCUACUAGUGAUAUUUCUCUAUGUCGUGUCAGCAGCCAUAGGGUUCUUCCUCAUCCCAUGGGCAAUGCUGGGGGAGAUGUAUCCUGCCAAAGUAAAAGGACUCGCCUGUGGGAUCACCACCUUUUUGGGUAACUUAUUCGGUUUUGCGUCAAUCAAGAUGUUUCCAACAUUCGUGGUGCUUAUGGGUGGAACUGCGACCAACGUGAAUUUAAAGUGUACAGAGGGUGUCUUCUAUCUCUACGGAGGGAUUACUUUUGUCGCUGUCCUAUUCAUUUACCUGUUCCUGCCUGAAACGUUUAGGAAAACGCUUCAGGAAAUUUCAGACAGUUUCUCGAAACCUGGAAUUGUCAGUCUGAAACAUCUUUGAGGGUGCGUCAUUACUAAAUAAUUAUGUAUGUCGUCACGUCAUCAUUAGAAACUUACUAGAUUUAUUUUCAAUAUUUGGUGGGAACCAAAAUCACCGUACUACAGAUCUCGUUGAACACACAGGGAAUUUUCUUCUGUAAGGUUGCCUACUCAAGAUAUGACGUACACUCAGAGAUGUUCCAGACAAACUAUACCGAAUGGGGUCCAAUUUGUUCCUGACUUUUAUUUAUUUACGAGAUUCCGUAGGAAUUGUAAAUUGACAUAGAAUCGGUUCCUUCUUCAUGAUUUUGAUGCCAAUGAAAAUAUCAGGCGUUAUGAAUGAAAGAUAUCGCUAGAAUUGAUUAAAAUGUGGCCCUAGGUUACAAAAUGGACUCCAAUAACAACUCGAAAUAUUUCUUAAUAACCACAAUAAAUGUGUAUUGCUACAAAAAUCAUCUGAAAUAAAUUUAUUUCGUUCAUAUGGAAAAAUAAUUCAUUACUUGAGAUAUUUUAGACAAUUCUGAUAUGAGUUAAAAGCAGUAGCAAUAGCUCCGCAGGCCACAGGUUUGCUUUUCCUGUCCUACACUGCCUAGCGUCGAAUGGUAAGAGGGUUGAGGUCUGAUGAAUUGGAAAGGAUCUGGAAGGAAUUGAUCAAUGCCGAAUCGAAGUAGCAUACUUCUUCUAUUUAUUGAAAAAUGGAAGGACACGAACCA
Messenger RNA from Cryptotermes secundus, 3810 nucleotides. RefSeq lists its product as uncharacterized. The record is from RefSeq and is a predicted model, not a curated record. Gene Ontology annotation, biological process: transmembrane transport. The transcript has 11 exons. The coding region runs from base 24 to 3119 and encodes 1031 amino acids. Gene Ontology annotation, cellular component: membrane. Lineage: Eukaryota; Metazoa; Arthropoda; Insecta; Blattodea; Kalotermitidae. Gene Ontology annotation, molecular function: transmembrane transporter activity.